GGAAGGUUACAAGAGAUAGAAGAAAGUCUGUUGGACACACUAGUGGCUAAAGGAGAAAAACUUACAAGACACAACGAAGAAAGAAGGGGAUAAAAUAAUACGCGUCAUCUAAAGAUGGGAGACCCUAUCCAGUUAAAAGAUGAGGGAAACAAAUUCUUUCAGGCAGGAGAUAAUGACAAAGCCAUCGAGUGCUACACCAAUGCCGUUAAGGUGUGCAAGGACAAAAAAGUGUUGGCUGUAAUUUACAGGAACAGAUCUGCAUGUCAUCUAAAAAAGGAAAACUAUGCCAAUGCGGCAUCUGAUGCAUCAAAAGCAAUUGAUGUAGAUGCAGCAGACAUCAAAGCCUUGUACCGUCGUUGCCAAGCUCUGGAGAAGCUUGAAAAACUUGACAUGGCCUUUAAAGAUGCGCAGAGAUGUGCCACCCUGGAACCAAAGAACAAGACCUUCCUGGACACGCUCCGCAGACUUGGAGCAAAAAUCCAGGCCAAGCUGAAAACAACAUUUUCUACGGAUUCAAGGGUGCAGAAGAUGUUUGACAUUCUCUUCGAUGAAGAAAUUGGCAAGGAAAAGAAGGAAAAAGCUGCCAACAACUUGAUUGUGUUGUCCAGAGAAGAUGCCGGAGCCGAAAGAAUCUUCCAGAAUAAUGGAGUGUCUAUCCUACUCAAAAUGAUAGAAACGGGCAAACCAGAGAUGAUCCUGGCUGCUGUUCGCGCUCUGUCAGGAAUGUGCACAGGACACAAAGCUCGGGCCAUGGCUAUUGUUAAUCUUGUGGGUGUUGAUAAGCUCUGCAGCAUCAUGGCAGUCGACAAUGAAGAAAUUGCACUAGCAACGUGCAACCUCUUCCAGUGUAUCAAUGACUCCCUCACUGGUGCAGAUAAAAGGGAUUAUGGGAAAGAAGCAUCCUUGGUUUUGGAUGCAUCUAAAGACCUGAAAACAAUUCUUCUUGCUCUGCUGGAGAUGGUUUCCAACGCCAAGGUAUCUGGCCAUGGCAGAGACCAGGCACUGAACCUCCUAACCAAGAACGUACCCCGCAAAAACAAGAAAGAGGGCGACCACUCCAGGAGUCUCUUCACUAUUGAUCACGGUCUGAAGAAGAUCCUCAAGGUGUGUGGUCAGGUUGCUGAACUGCCAGACCAGAUGCCCCUCACAGAAAACACACAACUGAUUGCUAGCGUGCUCCUUAACCUGAUCUACGAUGAUCUCAAAUGUGAUCCAGAGAGAAACAACUUCAGAGAAAUUUGUGAUGAAUACAUCAAAGCCAAAAUUGACCCUAAUAACAUGGAUAAGACCCUUCACGCCAUCAACACUAUCUCAGGGCUGCUGCAGGGUCCCUUUGAAGUUGGCAAUGCUCUCGUGGGACAUCAAGGUGUCAUGGAGAUGAUUGUGGCGCUCUGCGGCUCUGAACGUGAGGUGGACCAGAUGGUUGCCGUGGAAGCGCUGAUCCACUCCUCCACAAAGAUGAGCCGCGCCAGCUUCAUUAUCACCAAUGGUGUGUCCCUGCUCAAGGACAUCUACAAGAAGACCAAGAAUGAAAGGAUUAAAAUUCGUGCUCUAGUGGGUCUCUGUAAACUGGGUUCAGCUGGAGGUGAUGAUUACAGCUUAAGGCAAUUUGCUGAGGGCUCCACAGAGAAGCUGGCCAAGCAGUGCAGAAAGUGGCUCUGUAAUCCCCAGAUCGAUACUAAAACAAGGAAGUGGGCUAUUGAGGGUCUCGCUUAUCUGACCAACGAUGCUGAUGUGAAAGAUGACUUUGUGGAGGACGAGCCUGCAAUGAAAGCCAUGUUUGAACUGGCUAAGUCAACAGAUAAGACUAUCCUGUACGCAGUAGCUUGCAUCCUCGUCAACUGCACCAAUUCCUACGAUAAGAAGGAGAUCAUGCCUGAGCUGGUUCAGCUGGCCAAGUUCUCAAAACAACAUGUUCCUGAACAGCACCCUAAGGACAAGAAAGACUUCAUAGUGAAGAGAGUGAAAAGGAUGCUGAAGGCUGGAGUCAUUUCAGCGCUUGCUGUCAUGGUCAAAGUAGACAAUUCAAUCCUGACUGACCAGAGCAAGGAGAUGCUGGCAAGGGUUUUUUUGGCAUUGUCAGAGGAUCCCAAAGACCAUGGUACUAUUGUUGCCCAAGGUGGAGGAAAGGCUCUGAUACCACUUGCACUGGAAGGUACAGAUGGUGGAAAGGUGAAAGCCAGCCAUGCCCUUGCCAGGAUUGCAAGUAUUUCCAACCCAGAAAUCGCCUUCCCUGGUGAGAGGGUGUAUGAGGUGGUGCGGCCUUUAGUCAGCCUGCUCCACACAGACAAAGAAGGACAACAGAACUACGAGGCUCUGAGAAGCCUAACUAAUCUGGCUGCCUUCAGUGAAAAACUAAGGACAAAGAUUGUGAAAGAGAAGGCUUUGCCAGAGAUUGAGAAUCACAUGUUUGAGCCGAAUGAUAAGAUCAGACUGGCUGCCACUGAGUGCAUGUGCAACCUAGUGACGUGUAAAGAGGUUCAAGAGCGGUACCUGCAGGAUGGAAAUGAUAAGCUGAAGCUGCUGGUGUUGCUAUGCGGAGAAGACGAUGACGGUCUCCAGAUAGCUGCAGCUGGGGCCCUGGCCAUGCUCACAUCGUCUCAGAAGAAGCUCUGCACCAAAAUGACUCUGGUGACCAUCCAGUGGCUUGAGAUCCUGCAGAGGUUGUGUCUCAAUACCAACAUUAAGAUCCAGCACCGUGGUCUCGUGAUCGUCUACAACAUGCUCAACUCAGACGACAAUGAGCUGGCCAAGAAGCUGAUGGAGAGUGAGGUGCUGGAAAUCCUCACAGUUAUUGGAAAGUCGGAGGACAAUCCCAAGAAGCAGGACCCCAUUGAUGUGGCACGCACAUGCCUUGUUAAAGCCAUGGAGCUUGGGCUCAUCAAACCCUUCUCCAGCCCAUCUUAAAAUGCUGGAAACAAAUCAAAGAAUAGCAAUGGAUGUUUUUCUUUAUUCCCUCUAUUACAUAGAGACCUUUUAUUUAUACUUUUUAUAAAUUCAUCAACUUGGCUCCAAUCUCUAAUUUUAAACCUUUUGAAAUAUAAAUCUGCCUGUUUUCUUUUAUUUUCUUCUUUUAUUUUUAUUUUUAUUCUUUUUUAAAAAGGUGGGCAGUAUGAAAAGUACACAUGGGGUAUUUGCUACAGUGACACCAUGAGACAUCUCCUCACUGCUGGAGAAGAACAGUUUUAUUGUUUAUGUUUGUUCUGAGCUGUAACUAAGCUUUCUUUCUUUCUUUUAAAUCUGUUUACAUGCAAUUAUUCAUAUUAACUCUCACGCUUGUGGGUAUUUAGAUUAGCCAAAAUAUACCACUUAAAUAACAUCUAAAUGCUUCAUUGUUUAUUUGUCAUGGUUGUGUUUUUUCUUUCAAACUUCUGUUCUGUGUUUUGUUAUUCUGCUGUUCUCAUUUCAGGGUUUAUGUUUUCUUGAUCUGUUAUUUGUAAAGAUGUUUGGUCUUCUUCUGUUCUUGGUAAGGUCUAUUCUGUGUUUAGUUGCGUCCUUUCCUGUUUGCUUCUUCCUCCUGCUGUAACCUCUGAUUAUUGGCGUCUUGUUGUCUUUCCUGAUUGUUUCCUCAAACCUUAGUGAGUAUAUAUUAUCCUGACUUUCCUCCUUCCCCUGUUAGUCCAUUGUCCUUCAGAUGUUUAGCUCCCUGGGGAAUGCCGAUGUACUUUUCUUUUCUUUUGGAUAUCCUGCUGUGUGCUGUGAUUUUGGUUUAAUAAAGGACUCUGUUUCCUA
Molecule: messenger RNA, 3732 nt
Organism: Cololabis saira (Pacific saury)
Lineage: Eukaryota; Metazoa; Chordata; Actinopteri; Beloniformes; Belonidae
Gene: unc45b
Product: unc-45 myosin chaperone B
Exons: 20
Coding region: 115-2907 (930 amino acids)
Molecular function (GO): Hsp90 protein binding
Source: RefSeq, a predicted model, not a curated record